Notechis scutatus (mainland tiger snake) is the source of this 1005-nucleotide messenger RNA. RefSeq names its product BCL2 like 15 (gene BCL2L15). Gene Ontology annotation, cellular component: nucleus; cytosol. Gene Ontology annotation, biological process: regulation of apoptotic process. Lineage: Eukaryota; Metazoa; Chordata; Lepidosauria; Squamata; Elapidae. The record is from RefSeq and is a predicted model, not a curated record.
AUGAACAAUUAAAUUAUGUUUGAAGAACAGACAAAAGAAAUUGCAGAAGGAUUAUUUACUACUAUUUACUCAAGGAAGCAAUAUCCUCUCCAGUCUAGAAAAAUGAUUGUAAUUGAAGACCUAGAACUGACAAGAUACAGGACCUGGACAAGUGUGCCAGCUGACCCAGAACUGAUAAGACACAGGGCCCAGGCAAGUGGGCCGGCAGUUGAUUCUACAAGCAGUUUUGAUCCAAUUGAUAUUGCCAUAUUACUGAGAUCCAUAAGAGAUCAGUACAAAGCAGAGUUGGAUGGCCAUGUGCAGGCAGUUAUUGCAGAGGAAAGCGUAACAAAGAUAAAGAAAUUUGGAGAAGUAACAGAAUCUCUCAGCAGGAAUUGGAUCAGUCAAACUCCUGGGCUAGAGUCUGAAAGAGCUUUUCUAGCUGCUGCUGUGAAGUUGUUUGAGAAACUUAUAAAGAAAACUCAUAGAGAUAAGGGCCAGAUAAACAUACUCACAGAAACAAUCAAUGGAAAUCCUGAAAUGAGAGGCUAUGUUGAAAGACAGGGUGGUUGGGGUAAUCUUGGAAGAAGUCUAAACAGCCCAUAGUUUCUUGCUUCCAAUGUAAAAGACUCAUCUGCUAUUUUGGAGGAAAUAGAGCUGGAGAGUUGCUUCAAAUCUGAAAUGGAACUGCAAAUGAAUUGAAAAGGCAAUUCUGUGAAGAAACAAAAUAAAUUUAAUUAAUUUAAAAAGAAACUCAUAAUAGCUUGGCUAUCCUUGUAAUUAAAUUGUCAGUCAAGGAAUUGGAUAGAUAAUUCCUGCAGCCACAAUUCCACACAAUACAUUGCACCAAUUUACAGUCCCUUGCUUUAGUAGAUCAUCAAUUCCUUGGUCCUAGUUAUUAAUAUAUUCCUGUUUCAUACAAAGGAAAUGUCUAUAUUUGGGAAGACUGGAGCCUUACUUGCAUCUUAAUUUCCUGAGUUGUUAGUUGGUGUCACUUUUCUAUAUAUAAACAUUUGCAGGAUAAAA